Molecule: messenger RNA, 2427 nt
Organism: Recurvomyces mirabilis
Lineage: Eukaryota; Fungi; Ascomycota; Dothideomycetes; Mycosphaerellales; Teratosphaeriaceae
Exons: 3
Coding region: 1-2427 (808 amino acids)
Molecular function (GO): protein binding
Source: RefSeq, a predicted model, not a curated record
AUGGGUCUCCUCAACUGGCUAAGGUCCGGUGUGACCGCUCCGACGAAAUCGAAGGUGGUUGUAUCAGAUUUGAUAGACAUCGCUGUCCCCGGUAGUUGGCCAUCUGCUAGACCCGCUGUCGUGUCCGAUACUAGCAACACAGAUGUGAAUGAUGUCAAGCAUGCCGCCGACACCACCAAGUUCCCACAGCGUCUCGACACGAGAACUUCCACCGGGCAGACCCUUGACGACUUCGAAGCGACUCAAGCCACUUCUGCGCAAGCAAAGCAUCCGCUUCGUGGUGUGAAGAAUGAUCGUUACGACAUUUACCGGAAGUGGGCAGCAGAGUCCAGAGCGCAGAAAGAAGUAGGACUGGCGAAACCCGCGGUCGAGUCAGGCAAGGAGAUGAAGUUGAAGCGCAAGGCUCAUGAUGAGGUCCCGCCGGGCACAGAGAAGAAGAAGGUCAGGUUCGUAGAAGGUCACACGGAGUUGAGAGAGUCUGGCGUUCAAAAGAGUCUUAUCCUGAAGCAAGUUGGCAACAUUGGCAAGAAGCGCAAGGCAGGAGACGCGAUCGACUCUGUCCCUGUCAAACGUCAACUUGUCGAUCCGAGCCAGCCACCACCACUCAACGAAGCAAAAAUUCGACAAGCCAGAAAACAAGCUUCGCGCCCAAUGAUAGAAGAAAGGUUGACCUUCCAGAAGUGGCGCGAGAAUCAGCUACGUGCAGCGUGUGGCCAGGAGAUCGUGGAUCAAGUGAGGAAGGAGGAGGUCGCAGAAGCGAAGAAGUCAGAAGUCGUUCAGCCCGUGCCUCAUCUUGUAGUCACUAGCUACGAUGAUGAGCAACUGGAAGCUGCCAGAGCGGCCGAGGCUAGGUUGAAGGCUGUUGAGACAGAGCUGCGAUCAACACAAGCCAAGCUGUUGUCAACCACUGCAUCUCUGACGGCAACAGAUGGAGCACUGAGCGCCAGUAAAAAGAGCUUGGAGGCUGCACAGAGAUUGCUUGCCGACGUCACGUUGGCUGAGGUCGUUGCGCCGGGUAGUGGAGAGCAGAAGUCAGUCGAUGGUGAGGAUACUGUGGAGACUUCGCUUGAUGAGCAGCAUUUCCAGCCCAGCGCUCAGGCUGGUCGAUCUGGCGACCAGACCAUCGACGACACUGCAAGCGUUGUUGGCGCUGAGCAGACACGAUCCGACACCUUGGAAAGCCACCACAACGGCGUCUUUGGCGCUUCAAGUAUCGCCACGCCGGAGCAGCUUGGCAAUCCCGCAGGUCAUCUGACCCAUAUCAAUACUGGGCUUGGCAAUGCAAUUACACCACGAAUUCCGCCGCCGCCGAUCGCACUAUCUCAGCUUCUGCCAAACGGUAGUGGAUUCUGGCUUGGGCAGCCAUCAGCGCCUACAGUGCCUGCCCCAGAUGCAUUUGAUGACUUCGUCGAGGCGCGCACAGCAGAUGAGAUCGCCAGAAGAGAAGAUGCUGCACGCGGUGGUGUUGAGCCGUUGUCGACGGAUGAUGCUGGCCCUGUCGCUACGGCUGUCUCACCAGAGUCCGCGGACCCAAUGGACCUGGAUCGGCCGUUGUCGACAGAUGUUGAGCCGUCUCAGCGGGAUCUCUCGGUGGCCCCGAAAACGAGAUGGAUGCCGCCCACUGAGCCUAGAGCGAUGCGCAUACAGGCAGCACUCAAGGCGCAUCUCGAGCGUCACAAAGCCAGAAGCGUUCAUUCGGGCUCGAAAGUGGACAACCGUCCUGACCAGUUGGCGGACCGUAUGCCAUCAGAGUCCAUGGUCCUGGAUAAUGAAGACGAACAUAUGGCAGACGGCGAGCAUCGGUCUCCACAUCCGACAGCCGUGCAUCCUCGUGAGGUUGACAUGCUGUCGCCAACUUGGCUUAGCGAUGGUGUUGACGGGCACAACCUGUCCUCCGAGAUGGACGUAGAUGUGCAGCCAAGGAUUCAACCGAGUCCGGAGACCGAGUACGUACAGAGGACGGCUUUUCACCAGCCUCGAUUUCAAUCUGGAAUGACUGGUCGUAGACUGGACGCUCCACGUGCUGCGUCAAGCCAAGGCAUACGAGAAGCUUUGGACGAGGAUGUGCUCGACAGCAUAGAGCCAGACGAGAUCUCCUCUCUAGACGACGAGAAAUCGUCCCUAGAGGACGAGAGGAGGGAGAAUGCGGCGAAGCGCAUGAAGGCGAAAGGGUAUGACGCACCUCGCUCGGAGUCUCUCAUCCCAUUUCGGCUCGAACAAGAUCAUGUUAACGGCUAUCGUUUCCUGGGUGCCCAUGGUCGUCGUGCCGGCAAUGAUGACGGUCGGCCCGGCGAUGCUCAUUCCAAACGCCGAGGGGAGCGCGAUAGCCUUGGCGACAUCAUGCCACGUGCUUUCCGCAAUGCUCUCAGGCCCGCCAGGGACGGCAGACUCCCUAACGAUCGUUUCGAUGGCUUACGCAGCCUUUGA